UUGUUUUCAAAACGUCAUACAGUCAAAAGCAUCUGGGGAAUGUUUUUCAUAGAAAAAUAGAUCAGUUUUCUCAGUUAUUUUCACACCAGACUGCCCCAAAUUGCAUUUUAAGUGAUAAUUUAGAACCCCACUGUUUAUUUUCUUUAAUAAAUCGGGAAAAAUAUGCAUUUAUAGAGCAAUGGGAGGUGCAUGAAAAGAAAUCUAGUGACGUGGAUAUUUGUUAGGUUAGGUGACGAAGAUAAAUUUUUGGAGGGUGCUUUUGGGAAACAUUUCCGGACUUUCCAGGGGGCAUCCGGCAGCUGGACACAAUGUUUGAGAUUACAGACACACAGAAAAUCGGAGUCGGUUUAGCUGGCUUUGGGAUCUCCUUCCUCUUUCUGGGUAUCCUGUUGCUCUUUGACAAAGGACUCCUGGCCAUUGGGAAUAUCCUGUUUCUCUGCGGACUUGCCUGCGUCAUUGGGUUGGAGAGGACAUUCAGAUUCUUCUUCCAGAAGCACAAAGUGAAAGCCUCAAUUGCCUUCUUCGGGGGCAUUGUGAUCGUCCUGGUUGGAUAUCCCCUCAUCGGCAUGAUCCUGGAGAUCUAUGGCUUUGUCCUCUUAUUCAGUGGCUUCUUCCCGGUUGCCAUUAAUUUCCUCCGGAGGGUUCCCGUGCUUGGGUCGUUCCUCAAUAUGCCGGGCGUGAGUCGGAUUGUUGACAAACUCGCUGGGGAUUCCAAUAGGACGACGGAUUUUGCCGAAUAAAUUCGCUGCUUUGGAAGGAAAUUGAUGCAUCUCUGAAAAUAUUUAUUCCUGCACUAUUAUUUUGUUGAAAGAAAAAUUUUCCGGUUGUGGGUUUACUUGAAAAACAUUAAAAAUUAUUAAAAUUA
Messenger RNA from Lutzomyia longipalpis, 865 nucleotides. RefSeq names its product vesicle transport protein GOT1B. Gene Ontology annotation, biological process: endoplasmic reticulum to Golgi vesicle-mediated transport; retrograde transport, endosome to Golgi. Gene Ontology annotation, cellular component: membrane; endoplasmic reticulum. The coding region runs from base 309 to 740 and encodes 143 amino acids. The record is from RefSeq and is a predicted model, not a curated record. The transcript has 3 exons. NCBI's taxonomy places the organism in Eukaryota, Metazoa, Arthropoda, Insecta, Diptera, Psychodidae.